GCCUCUUGUCCCGCCCCCUCUCCUUUCUCCCCGGCUGCCUCCGUCAGCCGCUCCGCUCUCGUCGCAGCCAUUUUACGGUGGAGCGUCAGCGCGGCGGCGACCGGAGGAUGCCAAGACAGCGCGGUUAAGAGGUAAUUCCGCCUCGGGCCCUCUCUUUUCCCCGUCGUUUGGUCGACCUUCACACGUCCCGCUGGCUACGUCGGCCGUAGCAAGCGGCAGGACGGGGCCGACGGGGCUGGUUGGCUGGCCGGAGCCACACCACCGUCGCGGCCGCUCGCCACGGAGGGAAGCUUGACGCCCGCAAGUCUGUAAAAAAGAAAAGCGACGCCCUUCGCCCAAGCUGUCAAAGUUUUUUGCGAGGCUGUCAGCGUGGAGCGGGAUUUCUAAAAUGGCUGAUGCAGCGCGAGGUCCUGCGGUCGGCCGUCCGUUGGAAUUUGCCAACGAGGAGCAGCGGGCAGUUCACUCCUGGUCCAGGAUUGCGUCAGCCGGCCAUACUGUCCUCCUGGAGGCAGUGAAGAUCCUCAGCCCCAUGUCCCGGGAUCUCUCCCACACUGAAGAGCUGGUCACCUUCCUGCAGGAGCUGAGCGAGGAGGGCCACAAGCCCACCGUGCUGCGUAGCAAGGAUGUGUACAGGUACCGCUCAUCCACAAACCAGCCCCUGACUGAGGACAUGCUCAAGCCGCCCAGCCGGAAUGUCAGACCGACGGCCAAGAAGCGGCGAAGGGUUCGUGUUAAGAAAAGAGAGGUACAUCCUUCCUGGAACGUCUUGCGAAGGGGGAACCCCAGAAUCCAGGGGGUUCGACCCCCUGAGCUACUGAUGGACCACCAUGCUAUUGUCUACAAUAAGACACCCAUUCGGACUUCGGAGAUCUCUGAGGCACCCCCGGUGCAGUCGUGCCUCAGACUGACUAAUAUCAAAGGUCUGUCUGGUUGCCACACAGCCAGACUCCAGAUCCAAACCACAUGGGACUUGCCUUGUAAGACGCCCCCAGCCGUCUUUUUGCAGAAGCAGCCCCCUCCAGCACUUUCAGGAAUACCGUUGCAGCCUUCCCAGAAUGGUGGUGGGGCGCCCACCAGAGCCGUGGCCUUGUUCAGCCAGAAGAGCCUGUCGUGCCCCGUCCGCCUGGAUGACGCCCUCAUCGGUGACUCUGCACCGGUAUUCCACGCCAACGGCCGAGCUUUCCCACAGACUCACACAGAGCUCACCAGCAACGGCUGGGGCGGCAAUGGCCUCCGCCAGAAUGGACUAGGCCCGAAAGAACUGACUCAUUCGACCCGGCAGAGAAACCGCUGGCGAGACAAGAAGCGCUUACGGUCGAAGGUCGUGAAGGUGGACGACUCCCGCUCAGUGGAUGAAGCUCGAUGGAAAGCGCAGAAAAUCCUGCAGGUCAACCUUUCUCCCGUGAUCCAGAUCCGCCCGCUCAACCACGUGCUGAGAGACUUUCGAUACCAGAACUGAAACCCGGACAGUCCCUCCGAGCAUACGCAUUGUUUUAUUAGUUAGUGUCUUACAUCUAUCUUUUCUACCCAGAUACCCGUAUGCAGCAGAAUUGUUUCAUGGUUUUCAUUUUCGGUAUCUGAGGUGGGGCAGGUCGGCCUGAAAGUUGGGAUUCCUCGAAAGGCAUUAUAAGUAGGGAGUUGCUUUUCCUAGCGGGCUGGGAAAUUACUUUCCGCUGUAUGCUGCCACAUUUUCUCCCUCCGCAUAAUUCUGUAUUUCCAAGAGAGUUUUCACUUUGAAUGCCAUUUUUCAUGGUCUUUAUAUUUUUAAAGCACCGUUAUCUCUAUAGUAUUCCCAUACCCAGUUGAAGAAUACCACCAUUCGGUUUAAGGACGGACGUUGACACUGUGCUUACGUAACGACUUGAGAACAAAGACGUUGUGGAAGGUCUCCAAUAAAACAAAUAUCCUAAAUCCAAGGAAAACGUGAGUUGGUCUUCCUUUUUUUUUUUUGUGUCGUUGCUAGGCGAUAAAGGAAGGCAUCAGGAUCGACUUGAGCAAUAGUUUGUUGGCUGAUCGGGUUGAAGCGUUGUCCUUCACAAAGUGUUCCUUUUUAAUUCGACACGGAAACAGACACUGUAGGUAGUAGUAUUUCAGACUGGAUGGUAGUAGAAUCCGUGUGUGGUCCAUUGCAACAAACAACUGCAGAGCUGGAAAGCCAGGGUUGGUCCUUGGAUCGAUCCAUCAGAUUCUCAAUAGUGUAAGUAUUUUAAAUAGCAUUUUUUUUCCCAAACUUGAGCUGCGAACUGUAACAUUAAGGCGUAAAUUUGACCAACGCUGCAGUAGGGCAUCUUUUCCUAGAUUCCACAACAAACUAUUUGGAUCGAAGUCGGAACAAAAACCCACCAAGUCUUGUGAUCCUGUUGAAAUGCACGGAUGUUUCAUUGUUUCCCGUUUUUGAUGGUGCUCACUGUUCAACGAUGGUGCUGAUUCAAACAAUUUGCUUCAGAAGUCGAGAUAGAUCUGAAACAUUCACAAGCAGAAACUCCCCGAUUCAACCAAACACAACACUACUGUUCCAAGAGGGAACCAAAAAAAAAACCCAUCAUAUUAAGAUUUUACCAUUUCUGUAAAAUCUUAAUACCACAGUUUUUUUGUUGGUAUUUUUAAGAUGUUGGCCUACAGGAAUGUUACAUGCUUCUCAUAGAACAACACUUAAAACCUCAAAAUGCUGUACGUGUUAUUUCACAUUUAAAACUGGAGGUGCAAAAGGUAUUAAACAUUUUUGCAAGAUUUUUAAAAAAAAUCUUUAUGCUAUAAUUUAUCAAAUGUAAAGAUUCCUCCUGACCGAACCAAUAUAAUUUUCCCCCUUUUUUUUUUUUUUUUUUUUUAAAUUCCCAUUAAAGUUGGCAGUGUUUUGUAAGGGUCUGUUUUGCGCAGCACACACAAAAUUCUAUUGUUCUUUUUUUUUUUUUAUCAUUGUUCAUCUUGUUUGUGAAACGUGUAAAAAAAGAAAUUCCUACGUGAGCUUUGAAAAAGUUUUUUGUUCAAUAAAACUUUUGAAAACCA
Messenger RNA from Phyllopteryx taeniolatus (common seadragon), 3006 nucleotides. It is a transcript of the gene ccdc71, whose product is annotated as coiled-coil domain containing 71. The record is from RefSeq and is a predicted model, not a curated record. The transcript has 2 exons. The coding region runs from base 389 to 1459 and encodes 356 amino acids. Lineage: Eukaryota; Metazoa; Chordata; Actinopteri; Syngnathiformes; Syngnathidae.